Molecule: messenger RNA, 426 nt
Organism: Paramecium tetraurelia
Lineage: Eukaryota; Ciliophora; Oligohymenophorea; Peniculida; Parameciidae
Exons: 3
Source: RefSeq, a predicted model, not a curated record
AUGAGAAAAUAAUAAUAAGAAGAAUCAGAAGAAGACUAAGCAUCUCUAUUGCCAAUAAAAAAUCAUAUAAAACGAAUUGAAGUAGAUGAAAUGUUAGUGCUAUUAAAUAAUGAUCUUGUCAAUGAUGCUAAGGAUAUUGAUAAGAAUAGGUAAGAUAUCCGGAGUUUAGGAGAAGCUCAAAAUAAAGAAAGAACAGAAUUGCAUAACUCAUUACUCGAUCAUUGUCAUAAAAUUGUAACUGAUAUGCGAGAAUUAAAUCAACAAUCAAAAAGUGAAACAUAUAAUCUUAAACAAUAACUUUCAUGCCUUAACCAAGAUAAGAUUAGAUUAUAAUAAAAUUUAAUUGUACUCGAAAAUAAAGUAAUAGAAACUGACAAGGACAUCGGCUUUAAGCGUAGAAAUUAAUAAUUAAAUAAAAAAAAAUGA